Molecule: messenger RNA, 2168 nt
Organism: Capsicum annuum
Lineage: Eukaryota; Viridiplantae; Streptophyta; Magnoliopsida; Solanales; Solanaceae
Product: sulfite exporter TauE/SafE family protein 3
Exons: 12
Coding region: 527-1978 (483 amino acids)
Biological process (GO): protein ubiquitination
Cellular component (GO): Cul4A-RING E3 ubiquitin ligase complex; membrane
Source: RefSeq, a predicted model, not a curated record
UCAAUUAUUUCAGUACCAUGAGUUUCCAUAUCUUAGUUUACAUCUGUAACAAUGAGAAAACCAGCAGCUUUUAUACUGUACAUACAAAAUAUACUGUAGAUUUGUAAUUUUUUUAGUAAAAUUCACAGCUUUGCGACAGAACCACCAGCUGUUAACAAAGAUGGCAACUACAGCCAAGUGCCUAGUAGACUUUAUACGGGGGACACAGAAAUAAAAUUUCCAUUAAAGUGCUGAAGUGGGGUUAUUUCAAACGCUGUCAAAAGCAAAAAUUUACCUCCAGUUGUGGCAGCUCUUUAUCCUCAGCUAGUACUUGUCUCCUCUGUAAUAAUACUGGAAAUCUUGAACUCUCAAAGUUGCUUCAUUUUUUUCUGCUAAUUUAUAUUCCAAAGUUGCUAUCUUUGUACUUACUUCGGUAAUUCUUGAUUUUCUUGCUGUGUAUUUGAGCUUAUUUUCCAGGUUUGUGACUUGGUAAAUCUUUAUUCUUGACUAUUUUAGAAGAGUGAUAAGGUGGGUACGUGGCAAAUUGAUGGCUGAAACUGGAUUAAAAUUGGAUGGUUUGAGAAAAUAUAGAGUUGCUGUGAGUGGUUUGGUUGUUCUAGCUUUAAUUAUGGUUGCUUCUGGAGAGCAAAUUACACAUAAGAACUCUUUGAACAACAAUGGAACAACUCAUAUCAUUGAGUCAAAUUACUUAUUUGAACUGUUCAAUCUUCUUGGGAAAAGGAGUGAAUUUCAUUACCACCAUGUUUGGCCUGAACUGGAAUUUGGGUGGAGCGUGAUUGUUGGUUCAGUAAUUGGAUUCUUGGGUGCUGCUUUUGGGAGUGUAGGAGGUGUCGGGGGAGGCGGUAUCUUUGUCCCCAUGCUUACUUUGAUCAUUGGAUUUGAUCCAAAAACAUCAACUGCGAUAUCAAAAUGUAUGAUCACUGGUGCAGCGGGUGCAACUGUCUACUACAGUCUUAAGCUGAGGCAUCCAUUGCUUGACCUGCCCAUUAUUGAUUAUGAUCUAGCUCUUCUUUUCCAACCAAUGUUGUUGUUAGGGAUCAGUAUUGGAGUUGUACUAAAUGUACUUUUUGCUGAGUGGAUGGUUACAAUCUUAUUGAUCAUUCUUUUCUUAGUUGCUUCAAUCAAGGCAUUCUUCAAGGGAUUCGAGACAUGGAAGAAAGAAACUAUUAUUAAAGAGGAAGCAGUAAGGCGCUUGACAUCUAAUGAUGCUGGCGGUGAAGAAGUUGCAUACAAGCUUAUACCUGGAGGUCCAAAAAAUGAUUCUACUUUUACAAAUGAAGUUUAUAAAGCAAAGGAGGUCUCAAUUUUUGACAAUAUGUACUGGAAGGAUACGGCCAUACUUAUUGCUGUCUGGAUCAUAAUCCUAUUUCUGCAUGUCUCCAAGAAUUACGCCCCAACUUGUUCAACAGCAUAUUGGAUCUUAAACCUCUUGCAGCUCCCCAUCGCUGUUGGAGCUUCUGCAUAUGAAGCUGUUUGCUUGUACAAGGGAUCAAGGGUGGUUCUCUCAAGUGGAGAAGCAGUAACAACGUGGAAAGUGCAUCAGUUGAUUCUUUAUUGUUUCUGUGGCAUUUUGGCUGGUAUAGUUGGUGGUCUGCUAGGUCUUGGUGGUGGAUUCAUUUUGGGUCCAUUGUUUUUGGAGCUAGGGAUUCCUCCUCAGGUAUCGAGUGCUACUGCUGCUUUUGUGAUGAUAUUUUCCUCCUCCAUGUCCGUCAUACAAUAUUACUUGCUAGGACGUUUUCCAGUUCCAUAUGCACUGUAUUUUAUUGCUGUGGCCAUUGUUGCAGCCUUAGUUGGACAGCAUGUUGUACGAAGAAUAAUUAGCAUUGUUGGUAGAGCAUCUGUGAUCAUCUUCAUUUUGGCGCUCACAAUCUUUGUGAGCGCGAUAUCAUUAGGUGGAUUUGGUAUAGCAGACACAAUUAAAAAGAUCGAGGAAGGACACCAUAUGGGGUUUGAUAAUAUCUGUGCAUAUAAUGUUUAGGAAAAAAUUUAUAUUCCACUCUUGAUGUUAGGUGAAUUCAUGUAUUUGGUCAUUAUGUUUUUCGGCCUCAGCAAAAUCAGCUUAGGCAUUAUAUGUAGUAUAAAUAUAAAUUCAUUUGGUAUUUGAUGUGGACACGACUUAAAAUUGAUUGUUAACAUUGAUGGAGCCGAUUUGCCGGUCUUUGUAAAAA